AUGGCCAGAGACCUUCUCUUAAAGGGGACGCGCGUGCCCGAGCGUGAAGCGGCUGGCGAAGGCGGCCCAUGGGCAGCCUCAGGGCGGGCGGCGGCGUGGUUGCUGCCAGCGCUCUGCUACACUACAGAAGGGGUGAGGGAGUGGGGCGCUGGGAGGUCUGGUGGGAGCUGGUGGGCCGGCGCCCGGAGAGGGGCGGGGCUGGCUUCUUCCCGACGGAGGCCUCCUCCGUCUGGAGCCAGGAAGUGGCGGCUUGCCCGGCAGGAGGCCGCCCGGGGGUGGGGGGCUGUGGCUGCCGGGAGGGAGGGAGGGAAUUGCUCGAGGUGCCCCCCCGUCGCCUCCCCGCAGCCCUGCGAGGUGGGGCUGGGGCCCGGCCGGGAGUUCGACGGCCGAGGGCGGCGGGCGGGGCGGCCGGGCAGGUGGCAGGGACUGAGGCGCGCCUGGGCUUCCGCAUCCCCCGCAGCAGCAGGCGUCUCUCGAGUGCGCGCGCUGGAGGUCCAGGCGGAGGGCCGGGUGCGCGCCUUCGUGGGCGAGGCCGUGGUGCUGCGCUGCUGGUUCCGGUCGUCUUCCCCGCUGACGGAGAAGCUGACCAUCGACUGGACGUACCGGGCUCUGGCAGGAGGGGCGCUGGAGCCGAUCUUCCACUACCAGUCGCGGGCCUACCCGGCCAGGGAGGGCACCUUCCGCGACAGAGUCUCCUGGGCGGGAGACGUGGCCAAGCGCGAUGCCUCCAUUGUCAUCAGCGACCCCAGGAUGGAGGACAACGGCACCUUCACCUGCUCUGUGAAGAACCCCCCCGACGUGCAUCACAGCCUCCCCCAGGUGGUGCUGACGGUCACCCAGAGAGGGUCCUCCUCCCAGCUGAGCUCGGCCGGGCUGCUGUCCCUGCUGGUGUUCCUGCCCUCAGCCGUGGUGGUGGCUGCGCUGCUGGUCAGGAUGGGCAAGAAGUCUGGGGUGCUCAACAGCCGGAAGAAGUUUGCCUACAAGAUGUCCUCCAUUGAAGUUGUUGAUGAACCUGAGCAACCGGGCUGUGCGGCGAGGCUGGCGGGCAGGUGUGUGCAGUGCCUGGACACAGAUGACGAAGACCCUUACUGACAGCAGGAUGAAGACCCCCCCCCCCCCCCGUCUCUGGCCAGAGGAACGUUGGUCUUGUGCUUACUUGUGGCGGCAGCGGGCCCAGCUGUUGCAGGGGCCUUUCAGAAACUUGAUCUGGGGGUAAAACUUGGGGUUGUUCUGCCCUUUCGUCCUAGUCGUUUGGACUUUCUUGGUCUGUGGGCCUGGUCUCAGCCCUGGCCUGUGGGGAACGCUCCUCUCUUGUCUGUCCACACGAGGGCUGCUGGACUUUCUCAGUGGAGCCUCGCACUGGAGCUGAGCCUCUGUGUGCUGCUUGGCCCACAGUUGUGGCUGACGGUUGCCCUCCUCAUCUUGGCUGCAGAACCAUCGCCUGGGGCCACAGAAUCUUCUUUGGGUGCUGCGCGUGGAGUCGCUUGGAGCAGCAGCAAAGUUUAAGAGCUCAGGGUGGCUAGCUUCGCAAAGUGUGGGAGGAGGCAGUCUACUUGUGCCUGAUGCAGCCAGGGACCCAGGGGGUGGCGAGUGGUAGCGGGCAAAAAUGCUCUGGGUGGUAGCGGGCAAAAGGUGUGGCUGAUUUCUGUUGACAUGGGAGGAGAGGGGGAGUCAGAUGGGCGUUGGUCUAAGCAGCAUUCCAGAGUCAAUUUCCUUGUCCCUUAAUAUCAGCCUCUACGGGCUACUGCCUUUGCUGACAAACACAAAUCUUAAAAAUAACAUUUUUAAACUUAAUCAUGAGGGAACAUAGUACAAUACAGACACAUAAGAAUCUCCUAAAUUAACAGUAACAAAACCUUAAGCUAACUGGGGAACUUAGUCAAACUAAAAUCCUAAGCAGCGGGCAAAUCAUAAAUUCAACUCUAAAGGGGCUUUUAUUACAUCCUAGAAGGGCAUAAACAAGAGGGAAACCAUACAACAUUGGCAUAAUCGCACGUUCAUGACCUUUGCAAGCCUUAUGAAGGCUUUUGAGCCACACAAGUCUCUGCGUCCGGGCAUGGAGCCGGUGUAGUCAGGCAAUCUGACUCAGGGAAAUAUUUUGUUUAUUUUCCUGGGUGGUAACAACAGGGUGUUUGUUGUGAGGGGGCAGGGCAAGGAAAUUGUAAGCCCCUUUGAGUCUCCUGCAGGAAAGAAAGGGGGGAUAUAAAUCCAAACUCUUCUUCUCUUCUUCUUAUUGCACCCGAUCAUUACUGUGGUAAAUAGAAUUCAAGGCCAAGCUGGGCCAGGAGCUCUGCGUUAAGGAUGGUGAAGAUGUGGAAUGUUUUCUGCUUCAUAUUGAAGUUCUCUGGCUAUCAAAAGGCAACUGGGUCUGUGAGAUGCUUUUACAACCUUUUUGACAUUGUUCGAAGACACAAAUGCUUUUAUGUGCUAAACUCCAAGAUGAGGCAUGACAUUGCUUAUUUAUCAGAACUAUCUGCAAAGAAAUGAGGCCAGUCAUAUUCAGCCCCAAACGGUCAUAUCUACAUUUAUUUCAAAGUUAACUCUAUUCAAAUUCAACCUGGGCUGUUGUGAGCUGUAUCAGCUUCAGAGACUGUUUGAGCUAGAAGAGAAAGGUGGGGCACAAGAUAAUUAUCUCCCUCCCUCCCUCCCUCCCUCCCGCCCGCCUCCAAGGGGAGAUGUGUGAGUGAUCCCAGGAUCUUCUUUCAAUGAAGAUUCCCAUCAGGAGACAAAACCCUUGUCACAGACUGGGGAAAUUGGGAAAUUAAGUGAGCUGCAAAUUGACCUUGAGCUGAAACAGAAGUUUAAGAAAUGGCACCAAGAGUUUUGGUAAAGGAAAGAGAUUUGUGAUGGCCGUCCAGCACUGCAGGGAUGGGCUUUUGCGUGGCCAUCUGGCUUCUCCAAGCAGGUCAUUGAAUGUGGUCCCAGAAGACUCCUGCUGAAUAACUUGAAACCAGACACUGAGAAGCUGGCAUCACUUCAUCAAGCCCAUCCACCGAAACUAAACAGGGAAGUAAUUCCUAAAUGUGGUAUCAGACUGUGAAAAGCUCAACCAAGUUCAUUACUUGAAUAAAUGCAUCUGGUUUUCAUUGCA
This is a messenger RNA of Sphaerodactylus townsendi, 3091 nucleotides long. RefSeq names its product myelin protein zero like 3 (gene MPZL3). The transcript is spliced from 6 exons. The record is from RefSeq and is a predicted model, not a curated record. Bases 1 to 1092 code for a protein of 363 amino acids. Lineage: Eukaryota; Metazoa; Chordata; Lepidosauria; Squamata; Sphaerodactylidae. Gene Ontology annotation, cellular component: membrane.